AUGAGCUCCACGAGCCUGGAGGACAUCGUUAAGGCAAUUCAAUACCCCAGCAAAGAGAAAGUCUGGAUGCAGCUGCAGUCCUUGGGCGCAGAGCAUGAACAGCAUUGGCCUGGAUAUACUUUUUUGCGCCGAAGCCUUCCAGAAAAUGUGGAAUAUCUCGUGGAUGUCGACUUAAUAUUUUUGCAGAAGAAAUCCGAAGCUUCCAAACAAAUUGCGCCGGAAGACGUGCGCCAACUUUAUGCGAUGGUCAAAAGCCUCUGUCGAAAAGCGCGGAUCAUUCAUGCGAAGGUGCUCUUCCAGGGGACGGAGGUUUUCAAUGGCCGGUUCCAGAAGCUCGCCGAGGUGCUGUCCGGCGUCGCCAAAGGAGCUGACGUCGUGAUUUUGACAGGAGUCUACACGGUCGAAAGCCAGCGCGGCUGGGCCGUGCCCGUGGAUUUCACGCUCCAAGCCGGUGCGCCUUUCGUGAAGAAGGCAGAGAAGCUGCGGCGUGCCAUUGCAAAGUUGGAGGAGGGCAACUUCGGAAAAGCCGCAGGUCGAGUUCGCAGCCUGCUCUCGCACGGAGACAAAGCAAGCUUCACGCGGGAGUGGACCUCGGCGGGAGGGGCUCUCAGCUUCCUGCAGCGGCAGCUGGGGCUUGUGCACUUCUUGGAGAAUGAGUCUGAGAAAGAGGCAUACAGGCGGCGGCUCUGUUUGCCUGAGAACACUCAGCAGGCCUUCUGGGAGGAUGUGGUCAGUAACGAGCUGCAGUGUAGAGCGAGGGAGCUACUUUGGCGUUUCCGCACGCGGGUCAGUCUGGUUUUGCGACAGUCUAUUGAAGCCACCUGCUGCCCAUCUCCGGCCCCGGUGGCUCCUCCGGCAACUGCAUCGGCUGAGCAGCAGGCAGCAGAAGCAAAAAGCGUGAGAGGCGCAAAACGGAAAGCUUGCUUUGCAGCCUUGGAAAGGGGCACCGAGGUGGGAGUCAAGUGCGAUGACGGCUGCUGGUACGGGGCCACCGUGCUGCACAUGAAGCGGGAGGAAGCUGCAGACAAUGCGCUCCAGGUGAAGAUUCGCUACCAUGGCUGUGGCAAGGAGGAUGACGAGUGGCUUUCUGAGCUGAGCGGCAAAGCCGUGCGGCGGCUGAAGACAACAGCCACGCAAGUUGAUGCCAGCGAAGAAAAUGAAUUGUGCCCCAUUGUGCGACCGGCUUACUUCACCGCUGCUGUGAGAUGUGCACGCUCUGCCGCCCUCUUGCUGGACAAGGCUGCGCAAAAGUCCGAGGCCCUCGAGGCUGAUUGUUACGUUCGACUGCCGUGCAAACUGCCAGCUCGAGAUGCUAACGGGAAAACAGCCACGACGAUUAUUCUGGGACCCACACCCGGGUUUCUUGCAGGGAAUUUCUGA
Messenger RNA from Symbiodinium necroappetens, 1380 nucleotides. The record is from the annotation of a GenBank genome assembly. Lineage: Eukaryota; Dinophyceae; Suessiales; Symbiodiniaceae.